Molecule: messenger RNA, 4967 nt
Organism: Struthio camelus australis
Lineage: Eukaryota; Metazoa; Chordata; Aves; Struthioniformes; Struthionidae
Source: RefSeq, a predicted model, not a curated record
GCUGGCCGCUUAUUCUGUCUGCGUUCUGCCUCUUGUCUGUGACAGAUAUCAACCUUAACUCUCCCAACAAAGGUCUGUUGUCGGACAGCAUGACAGACGUUCCUGUGGAUAGCGCUGCCGCAGCCAGGACCUCUGCGCCUGAAGGGCUGACUCUUGCUGAAGAGGAGGAGCUGAGGUCGGAGCUUGCAAAGGUCGAAGAAGAAAUCGGUACUCUCAGACAAGUUCUGGCCGCUAAAGAGAGGCACUGCGGAGAGCUGAAGAGGAAGCUAGGUUUGACUCCCUUGGAUGGCUUAAAGCAAAACCUGUCUAAAAGCUGGCAUGAUGUCCAAGUCUCCAAUGCUUAUGUGAAAACAUCUGAGAAACUUGGAGAGUGGAAUGAGAAAGUGACACAGUCUGACUUAUAUCUUUCAGCCAGCAACACACUGGAGGACUGGAAUGAAAAAUUAACUCAAUCAGAAGCUUAUAAGAAGACCCAGGAAACCCUGUCCCAGGCUGGACAGAAGACUUCAGCAGCCCUUUCCAAUGUAGGUUCUGUUAUCAGCAGGACACUUGGUGUGACAUGAGGUAAGAUUUCUGUUUCGUGCUCUAGUGCUUUGGUUUAGGAUUUAAAAAGUUUUGAGACUUUAGACAAUAGCUAGGCUUUUUUCUUUUUUUUUUUCCUACUUGAUUGGCAGUGCUUUGCUAUUGAUGGACUACCUUCUUCCAUGUGGUCCUGUACAUCAGACUUUAGGACACAUGAACACUUGUAAACACCCCUCAAGGGAGAAAACCUCUUCCUGUCAGUCUGCUCUGAAAGUGUGUGUUCUAAGACUUGUGCUGAUAGAGUAAAACCAGUUAGUUCUACCACAUUUAGUCUAAUUCAGCUCAGAAGAGCUGACAGGACACUCUUAGUUCCCUUCUCCUCUUAUUAUCAUGUGGUUGCGCUGCAACUUUGAACACUUGUUUCUUAAAUAUAACGUAAAGUUGACCCUUUUCAGUUUUAAAUUAUGGUCUUGUUUUUUCUCAGUGUUAACGCUUAGGGUUAGAAAGGGGUCAUCAUUCCUAUGCUCUGUUAUAUGCUUUAAACUGGGACGAAGUCUGGAUGCUGUGUCUCACGCAGUUUCAAGUUCUGUGCGCUAGCUUUCCGUGGGGAAGGGCGGUGUGACUUCCAAGCACAGCUUCAUAGUGUGUUUUGGAAGAUAUGAACUCAAUCAGAAGAUUAUAAUGACAUAAACUUUCUUCUUGUGCUUGGUGGUUAUCUAGCUUCCUUAAGCAGAUGACAACUGCAGUAUUUGCAAAUGUAAACCUAUCUAAAAUGGAAAGUGGAGGGCUGGUUCCUUUGGCUGCUGCCUGAGGUUCUUGCUCUGCGAGUUUCUCCGGCAUACAAAAGCGAAGGGUAGAGUUGGUGAUUUACUUCAUUCAGGAGUUUAAGCUAAAGACUGUUUCCACAUUAAUGAUGGUGUUGAAGGCUUUCAUGUGAAAUACCUUGCCCACUUUUUUUUUUCCUGAGUGUACAAGCUGUCUAGAUUAUUAAGGAAGCAUUCUUGGAGCUUGUAUUUAACAUAAUGUAUCAGAUCUUGGAUUGAACAGGCAGCUGUCAUUCUUUGUAGGGACUUUCCCAUUCCACUGUGGCUGGGAGUAUCCAAGUGGUAAGAAUUUGUUGGUCUCUGAUCACAUUGUACUGAUAUACUCUGAAUCUAACCUCAGGGAGUGCAAUUAUUGGUGAAUGUUUUUUUUGUAGCUCACUCCAUGUGAAAUUGGCAGAGGACUAGCUGGCUUCCUAGCCUUUCCAGUAUUCAAAUUUUACUUUUCUUUCCUGGAAAUUACUUUGACUUCUGAAAGAAGAGACUUAUAUAUAACCACUUGAGCUGCCAGCUGAUAGACACCGGCAAGAUGUGCCGUUGCUAAGCUGAUAACGGUAAAGUAAAUUUGGUGACUACCUUCUGCAGCUCGGUCAGGCUGUUGUAGCAAAGGCAUGGGGACUGACUUUUUUGGACCAAAUGGGGAACUCUUGAACCGAUCUUGCCACCAGAAGAAGCCGUUUUGACAGUCUUGGUCCUGCCUGUCAUCUUUGGCUGGUAGAAUCCAGUUUGACAUGCGGCUGCACAAAUGCUUGUACUAUUCCAGGAGCAGAUGAUGGGGGGGGGAGGAGGAUGCAUGGCCGAGUGAGGAGUGGAACUGUCGCUCCUGGUGACAGAGCUGGCCUAGCUGACUACAUACAAACCGGACCUCUGCAGCAGUAGUAUUGCUCAGCAUAGUCGGUAACUUAAACACGCGUAUUCCUUUUUACAGCUAAUUCCUUGAGUGAUAGGGUAGCAAAUAGAGGCAGCUUCUGUCUUAUUGAUAACCUGGGGUUGUAUCUACCAAAGUUAUUUCAGCAGGAUUUGCUUUGUGUAUGUGGCCCUAAGGGGAACACAGUAAUGGCUUUUAAGAAAGCUUUCAGUUUUUCUUUGGAUAUCCAGACUUACAUAUCCUCUGCUGUAUUCAAAUCUUGAUGUUUCUGAAUCUGAAUGAAGUUUAACUUCUGAGCAUAAACUUCCACAGGAACUGUUCUGUUUUCUCCUCUUGCCAAGGGAAACUGUAAAUGGUGUUCUGACAUGUGAUCAGAGAUUACAAGGAGUGAAAUUGGUUUUAUUGUUGUGAUCGCUUCUCUGAACAUAUGGGGAUGAUCUCUUCUCGGAGAAUCUCAGUUCUGGGCCUCAUGGCCUACACUGUAAUGUGUUGUUACUGUACUUUUUCCUCUUACACUACAAAUUCACUUGUAAAGAAGGUUUAUUUUCCAACACUGGAAGCGUUGAGAUAACAGAAAGGAUUUCCUUGUUUAGUCAGCUUUCACCGGUUGAUAAAUGCAAGGAAGGGAUGAUGAAUAGGACAAACACCCCAGACAUUCAGAGGGCAUAAUCAUAAUUCCAUUAAAACCACCUCAACCAAAAUGCUAUGAAAUAAAGUAACUCAUCGUUGAGUUAAAUCUCUAGUAGGGUGCUUUAUUCUGGUCAAAACACUUUCAAAUGCUAUAGCUGCAGAUUGUGAGAUGAAGUUGUGGCAUUUAUGUGACUACUGUACUAAGCGUAUUAAUGCUGCUGCUCUACUAUAUUUUCUCCCCUCAUGGCAAUCUAUCUUAAUGGGUGGGUUUUCUCAGGCUUUGGCCAGUUCAGCCUUUUCUGUUAUCUCCACUUACAGUUAAAGAAAUAAAUUGGCUUUUAGACCUUGUUACUGCAUUUUACUGACUCCAGUAAACUGCCAAAUGGAAAUGUUUUCUUUUUGUCAGAUAACGGCUUGCUUUGUGGUUUUUGUGCCCCCAAUACCUUUCAUGCUUGUCUGAUGGGGUUUGCUACUGUAUAUAAUACUACAAGUGAAUUCAUUAUAAGAUGUUAAUCUGAGCCCCAAAGGUGGCUUCUGUGUCCUGAAUUUAUGUAAACUUUAAAUUCUCAUGGAAGGAAGAAAAGGGUAACUGUUAGGUCCAGAUCAAGAAUCUGAGCAAACUUACUGGUGCUUGUGGAAUUAUAUACAGAGCAGCAUGGUGCGUGGACAUGUAUGUUAUCUAUAUUACUUUCCUUUAAGUGAGAGCAAGUAGAAAGUGAAUUUCUGUUGCACGCAAAGGUAGCGUUACAAGGAGUCUGUCCAGCCAAAGAGCUGACUGGAAUAGGUGGGGAAAUGAAAUCACAAAGCCUAACAUCUUUGCUGUAGCUGUAAGGAAGGGCCCUUGUACUCCUUGCCAAGUACUUCACGUCGAACUUGCCAUGACCGCUUCCUGCUGCGGGAACAAAAAUGAUAUUUAAGUGGAAUAAAACACAACACUUCUAAAGAGGCUUCUCUACUGGAACGUCUUGGCAGUCUUGUUAGUAGAAAUAGAAAACCUUAGUCUGUUAUUCAGGACUACUGAGAUGCUACUGUAGUGUAAAAUUGGGCAUGGAAAUCUGGUAGUUUCCAGGGUGUAGUUUGCCUUGAAACCUAAAAAUGGGCGUUCUGCACUUGGGUUGUGGGGUAAGCAUCGUGCCUUCUAUCCAGUUGCUCUUAUCUUUAUUAUGCUGAGAGCUGUUUGUUUUGUUUUUUUCCUCAAAUGUAACUUUAAGAUCCGCAGGCUUGGCGAGGUAACAUGCAAGCAUCCAUUUGGCUCCUGUUGCAGAGGCUCUCAACCAGCAGUCCUAACAGUACUGUGUUUAAACGAGAGCUCAUGGGGUUUCUGAAAGGGUGGGGGGAGGUGGACAAGAUAGCUUUUGGCAAAUUAGCCAACUGAGGUAAGGAAAACAUGCUCUAAAACUUCAAGUUAAAGCAAUGGGUCUGGAUGAGUAAGAUUCCUCCCCUUCCCCCUUCCCCCCCUAAUUCAGCACCCUUGUUCUAACUUGCUAUAGAUUCUGUUUUUAUCCUCUGAAAAACCUCUUAGCUUGGGUUAUUGGAGCUAAUGCAAAGCAAUUUUUUUGUCCCUCUAAUUAAUCUUGAGAGGGUUCUUCCUGGGUAGUAGACUUUGCUGUCCCAUGACUAUGUGCUUGCUUAGCUGCCCUGCGUUUAAUGUUUAGAUCCGCACAAGCGUCUGACUCUUGCUUCCCUUUUCUCCCUCUGCUGUCGUGGGUUUCCUCAGGGCUCACCCCUUCUCGCAUUCCUUUAGCAGUUACUCCAUUCGCCACUCGAUAAGUAUGCCAACAAUGAGGAAUUCUGCAACCUUCAAGUCAUUUGAAGAUCGAGUUGGGACCAUAAAGUCCAGAGUGGUGGGCAGCAGGGAAAAUAGUACUGAUGGCCUCCAUUCCCCGCUGGGAGCUGGAGACAAGCCUCCACAAGACAAUGCUCCUUUCUAGACCUGCUAUGUGGCUUUGCACGGCUGUGCACAACUGCAAGAGCAAGCCCCCUUCCUCCCGAAUCUUCACAACAGCAACAACGUGCGAGUCCAAGAAGGGGCUGAAAACCAAUCUGGAGAGAUCCAUAAUCCAUUCAUAGACACUGCUACUGGAUCCAAGUCAAAUAAAGAGAAUGCAGAGUUUUGUACACAAAUA